Messenger RNA from Rhopilema esculentum, 683 nucleotides. RefSeq names its product bis(5'-adenosyl)-triphosphatase. Gene Ontology annotation, molecular function: ubiquitin protein ligase binding; bis(5'-adenosyl)-triphosphatase activity. Gene Ontology annotation, biological process: negative regulation of proteasomal ubiquitin-dependent protein catabolic process; diadenosine triphosphate catabolic process; purine nucleotide metabolic process. The record is from RefSeq and is a predicted model, not a curated record. NCBI's taxonomy places the organism in Eukaryota, Metazoa, Cnidaria, Scyphozoa, Rhizostomeae, Rhizostomatidae. Gene Ontology annotation, cellular component: cytoplasm; nucleus; plasma membrane.
GUUACUUUUGAACAAGAGGCCAGAAUCUAAACUGAAACAAUGGCGGGAAAAGUUGGUAGUUUUUAUUUUGGGCAACAUGUGAUUCACGAAAGCGUUGUUUUCUUCAGAUCGAAGUUGUCUUUUGCUUUUGUAAACAUCAAGCCGGUGGUCCCAGGUCAUGUUUUAGUGUCAUCUAUAAGAGAAGCUCCAAGAUUUUCUGACUUGAGUCAUGAUGAAGUUGCAGACCUUUUUAUUAGUUCACAAAAAGUCUCUAAUGUUGUGAAAGAUGUUUAUAAUGCUACAUCCUUAACCUUAGCUGUCCAGGAUGGGCCAGAUGCUGGUCAAACUGUUCCUCAUGUCCAUGUUCACAUAUUACCAAGACUCAAGGGGGACUUUGCAAACAAUGAUGAUAUUUACAGCGAGUUAGAAAAACAUGAUAAAGAGGAAAACCGGAAACCAAGAUCCCUUGAAGAUAUGGCAAUAGAAGCUUCAAAACUCAGGACAUUUUUCCAUGACAAAAAAACUUAACCUUGUGUAAAACUGAAUAAUGUUUUUGUUCUCAUAAAUUUUAAAAGAAUGGAGAUAAAAGUACCUGAAUUCAGUUUUUAGAAUUGAGCAGUAUUAGUAAGAGAAUCAACCUGUUUGAAGCUAUAUGUGUUAAAAUCCGUUCACUGCUUACUGACAAUUAUCAUCAUUAUUUCCAA